AUGAUUCAACAAGAAAACAUAGAACUGCACAAAAAGAUCAACCUUCUCCUUGAGGAGAAUGCAAAGUUACAGAAAAAGGUUUACGGCCAUGUUACAAGUACCAUCAACAAUGAACGUAAUCUGAAUGCACCCAUAAACCUCGAGCUUAGUCAGCCACAACAUCAGAAAAAUGAAGCACCAGAAGUGGUGGAGCUAGGGUAA
Striga hermonthica is the source of this 201-nucleotide messenger RNA. NCBI's taxonomy places the organism in Eukaryota, Viridiplantae, Streptophyta, Magnoliopsida, Lamiales, Orobanchaceae. The record is from the annotation of a GenBank genome assembly.